This is a messenger RNA of Nipponia nippon (crested ibis), 750 nucleotides long. Lineage: Eukaryota; Metazoa; Chordata; Aves; Pelecaniformes; Threskiornithidae. The record is from RefSeq and is a predicted model, not a curated record.
AUGGCACCACAGACAGCAGGGAUGCAAAAGCAGAAUAACCGAAGAGAAACAUCAAGAAUAGUAGUACCCGGUGCAGCGAAGCACGAACUGUGGCGUACUGCUAUAGCACACCCAGCCCAUCUAAGGGCACUGGGCUCCGAGACUUGGGUUGCCUUCGGAUCGGACACCGCUCCUGAGGAAACACUGCGCACGGGCCGGGCUCUGACGGUUUCAGGGGCACGGAUCUCGGAGAGCAGGCCCGGCAGCCUCCGGGGCCAGGCCAGGCCAGGCCAGGCCAGGCCAGGCCGCCCUCCGCCGAGGCUGGGCAGCCCGGCCCCACACGGGCGGCUCUGCAGGAUAUUAAAUACGUUUGUGCUCUCUCUGCAGACCACUGGACUUGUAGGACUGGCUGUGGCUGAGAACCCUCAUGAGCGCCUGCGAAUACUGUACACAAAAAUCCUUGGUGUCCUGCAAAACAUUCCCAAAGAUGCAGCAUAUAGGAAAUACACUGAGCAGAUUGUAAACCAGCGAUUUAAUUUGGUGCAAACGGAGACUGAUGUGCAAAAACUAGAGGACAAACUGAAUAGUGGUCGCAUAGAAGAAGUCAUUGUACAGGCUGAAAAUGAGCUUUCCCUGGCAAGAAAAAUGAUACAGUGGAAACCAUGGGAGCCUCUAGUUGAAGAACCUCCUUCUGACCAGUGGAGAUGGCCAAUAUAAUUUUCAAAAUGGUGUAACCUCUUGAAAGUAAAAAAAAAAAAAGUUAAUUAUUAA